This is a messenger RNA of Lampris incognitus (smalleye Pacific opah), 5175 nucleotides long. RefSeq names its product membrane associated guanylate kinase, WW and PDZ domain containing 2a (gene magi2a). The transcript is spliced from 22 exons. The coding region runs from base 116 to 4744 and encodes 1542 amino acids. Gene Ontology annotation, cellular component: dendrite; cytoplasm. Gene Ontology annotation, molecular function: SMAD binding; type II activin receptor binding; beta-1 adrenergic receptor binding. The record is from RefSeq and is a predicted model, not a curated record. Gene Ontology annotation, biological process: signal transduction; receptor clustering. NCBI's taxonomy places the organism in Eukaryota, Metazoa, Chordata, Actinopteri, Lampriformes, Lampridae.
CGGAAGCGAAGGAGCCCGACGCGCCGUAGGACUUCAUGGCCGCGCCGGUGUGAUACAUUUUUUUUUCUAAUUAUCAUUAUCAUUAUUUAUCCCCCCCCCUCCCCAUGUUUCGGCCAUGUCCAAAAGCCUGAAGAAGAAAAACCACUGGACUAACAAAGUCCACGAGAGUGUGCUUUGCAGGAAUAAGGAGGGGGUGCUCGGGUUCGAGUUGAAAGGAGGCGCCGAGAACGGACAGUUCCCCUUCAUCGGAGAGGUAACGCCGGGCAAAGUGGUGUGCCCCAGCGGCAAACUAUCCCAGGACCAACUACUCCUGGAAGUGAACGACACGCCGGUGGCCGGGCUCACCACCAGAGACGUGCACGCAGUGGUCCGGCACUGCAAGGACCCCGUCCGUCUGAAAUGUGUCAGGCAAGGGGGCGUGAUAGACAAGGACCUGCGCCACUACCUUAACCUGCGCUUCCAGAAGGGCUCAGUGGACCACGAGCUGCAGCAGAUCAUCCGCGACAACCUCUAUCUCCGCACCGUCCCCUGCACAACCCGGCAGCCCAAGGAAGGAGAGGUCCCUGGGGUGGAUUAUAAUUUUGUGACUGUUGACCGGUUCAUCGAGUUGGAGAAAAGUGGAGCCUUGCUAGAGAGCGGAACAUAUGAAGAUAACUAUUAUGGCACCCCCAAGCCUCCAGCCGAGCCCAGUGCUCUGCUGCUGAAUGUAACAGACCAGCUGCUGCCGGGUGCCAGACCUAGCUCCGAGGGCAAAAGGAAACGUAACAAGUCAGUCAGCAACAUGGAGAAGGCCAGCAUCGAACCCCCUGAGGAGGAAGAGGAGGAGAGGCCUGUUGUCAAUGGCAACGGUGUUGCCGUCACCCCAGAGUCGAGCGAGCAUGAAGACAAGAGCACAGACGCCUCGGGGGACACCCCCUCACAGAGCGGCCCAGGAGAGGCUCCAGCCAUAGGGCUCAAGGACGAGGGAUGUUCCCCCAAGAUGGCAGCCCUCAAAGCGGAGGAGAACGAUGAACUGGGUCCACUGCCAGACAACUGGGAGAUGGCAUACACAGAGAAGGGAGAGGUCUACUUCAUAGAUCACAACACCAAGACAACAUCGUGGCUGGACCCGAGGCUCGCAAAGAAGGCAAAGCCGCCUGAGGAAUGCAAAGAGGACGAGCUUCCGUACGGCUGGGAGAAAAUUGAUGACCCCAUUUACGGCAGCUACUAUGUUGACCAUAUAAACCGGAGGACCCAGUUUGAGAACCCUGUCCUGGAGGCGAAGAGGAGACUCCAGCAGCAGCAGCAGAUGCAAAGCCAGGGUUUGUCCUCACUGCCCCUUCCCACCAUCUACAGAGAGAAGCCCCUUUUCACGCGGGACCCCACCCAGCUCAAGGGCAGCUUCCUGUCUACUGCCCUGCAGAAGAGUAACAUGGGCUUUGGCUUCACUAUCAUCGGAGGGGACGAGCCUGAUGAAUUUCUGCAGGUCAAGAGCGUCAUCCCAGAUGGGCCUGCUGCAGCAGAUGGGAAGAUGGCCACAGGUGAUGUCAUCGUCUACAUCAAUGACGUUUGCGUCUUGGGCACCACCCACGCUGACGUAGUCAAACUUUUCCAAUCGGUGCCCAUUGGCCAGAGUGUGACCCUGGUGUUGUGUCGCGGUUACCCUCUGCCCUACGACCCAGAGGACCCUGCCAGCGCCAACAACACUGCCACUACCAUCAUCUCCCCGCUGGGCAUCAUGGAGCAGCGGCCCAUCAUGGUCAACGGCAGGACCGGCUACGAUAAUUACCUGGACUACAUCUCGCGCACGGCGCGCUACGUCACCGACCACAGCCAGGACCAGGCCGGCGGCCAGCAGCAGCUGCUCACCCCUCACCCGGGCGACACCCAUCUAGAUGGCUCGCUCCCACCCACUACAGGCACGACACCCCCCGACAGCGUAUCCAUGGCGUCAUCAGGGGCAACGCAGGGGGAGUUACUGAACCUGACCAUGGUAAAGGGCAUGGAUGGCUUCGGCUUUACUAUCGCCGACAGCACCACGGGCCAGAGGGUCAAGCAGGUGCUGGAGCCCCAAGGCUGCCCAGGCCUGUGUGAGGGGGACCUGAUCGUGGAGAUCAACCAGCAGCCUGUCCAGGGCUUCACACACACCCAGGUGGUAGAGCUGCUGAAGGAAUGUGCCGUGGGAGCUGAGACCAACCUGGUGGUCCAGAGGGGCGGCACAGGUCACUAUUCACCCUGGAAGACCUCUAAGCAGGUGCUGGAGCAGUGGGAGUCCCAGCAGGGUCAGGGCAGCCCCGCUCAGACCAGCCUAUCAGCCCCCAUUGUCCCCCACAGCGCCCCCUUCCCUAGCCACCACCUUCACAGGGCCUCGGUUCCAGAGUCGGCCACCGAAGCCCUGGCCCUGGCCAAGCCCGACCCCAUUGACCUGUAUGAAAAGUCCAGGGCGAUCUAUGAGAAUAGGCAGCCCGGCCAGCCACGAACAGCGUUUCCUGCAGAGCCCUCAGGAGCAGAGUACCAGGACAUCGAGGUCCACCUCCGCCGACAGAAGUCCGGCUUCGGGUUCCGGAUCCUCGGCGGGGACGAAGCGGGGCAGCCCGUGAGUCUGGAGACGCGUGAGAAGAUCUUGAUCGGGGCCAUCAUCGAGAAGAGUCCAGCAGACAGAGACGGGCGCCUGCGGCCGGGCGAUGAGCUGCUGUUCGUGGAUGGCAUCCCGGUGAUGGGGAAGCCUCAUCGAUACGUCAUCGACUUGAUGCACGGGGCAGCGCGUAACGGCCAAGUCAACCUGGUCAUCAGGAGGAGGUCACCGGCUGCAGGUGAGGCCUGUCCGGAGAACGGCCGCAGCCCGGGGUCAGUGUCCACCCAGCACAGCUCCCCGCGCAGCGACUUCACCUAUGCCAACAACACCGACGCCACCCCGCCACCCGGCGCUGCCAGCGGGAGCAACAAUGCCACUUCUGAUGGGACCCCAAGCGUGCCGCCCAGCGAUGUCGUUAUCAACCGAAAGGAGAGCGAGGGCUUCGGCUUCGUCAUCAUCAGCUCGCUUAACCGGCCCGAGACAGCCACCGCCAUCCCCGUGCCCCAUAAAAUCGGGCGCAUCAUCGAGGGCAGCCCAGCGGACCGCUGCGGGAAGCUGAAGGUGGGAGACAGGAUACUGGCGGUCAACAGUCAGUCCAUCGUCAGCAUGCCGCACGCAGACAUCGUCAAGCUCAUCAAGGAUGCGGGCCUCAGUGUCACCCUGAGAGUCAUACCGCAAGAAGAGCUGAGCAACCCCCCGUCUGCGCCCAGCUCUGAGAAACAGAGCCCGAUGGCCCACCAGCACAGCCCCAAGACCCAGCCAGGCCCGGCGCCCUCCCAGCCCAGCCCCGGAGCCUCUCAGCCCAGCCUGGCAGCGACAGAGCCCAGCCUCCCCAUUAGCCAUGCCAGCCCCGUUGUGGCCCAGCCGGGCCCCGUGCCUCACCAGAGCCCUGUGGCCCAGCCACCGGCCCCACCGCCCACCCAGAAUUACGCCCAUGAAAGCAGUUACAGGUCAGAGGUGAAGGCGCGGCAGGACGUCAAGCCAGACAUCCGACAGCCACCGUUCACAGACUACCGGCAGCCCCCGGUAGACUACCGCCAGCCACCCACGUUGGACUACAGACAUCCACCUCUGCUGGACUACAGACAGCUAGCUACCGACGCCAGGCAGUUCGCCAUCCCAGAUUACCGAAUGCCGCCAGUCCAACUUACCCAGGACUUCGACUUCUUCACAGUGGAGCUGGAGAAAAGCGUGAAAGGUUUCGGCUUCAGCAUCCGCGGAGGACGGGAGUACAAGAUGGACCUAUUUGUCCUGCGCUUGGCAGAGGACGGACCAGCGAUCCGCAAUGGGAGGAUGAGGGUCGGAGAUCAAAUCAUCGAGAUCAACGGAGAGACUACCAGGGACAUGACCCACGCCAGGGCCAUCGAACUGAUCAAGUCUGGGGGCAGGCGAGUUCGACUCCUCCUGAAAAGGGGCACGGGGCAGGUCCCAGAGUAUGACAAUGCUGCCCCAUGGGAUGCUCGCCCUUCAGCCUCCCCAAGUCUGUCGGAAGUAGCCCCUCCCGUCGACAGCCUGUCCAUAUCAUCGCCUUCAUCUCACCUGGCCCCGACCCCAGACCUGGCUCACCUGCUGCCCCUGGAUGUCCCGCGAGACCCGGCGGUGCGAGAGAGCUGGGUAGAGCACUCCCAGAAUCCCCAGCAAGCUGAUCCAAUAAGCAUUGAUCAGGUCGGCCAGGGGAGGAGGGCAACCACGCCUGGUGGCAGCAGCAGACAGAAGAAAGAGGGUGGCAGGUCCACCCGCAAGGGCAGCGGGCACCAGGGGCAGCCCACCACUACUGAGGGGGAAGGGGGCAAGGAGGAGCUGAUCGGGGACCCCAAACUUCCACAUAGCUCCAGGGGGAGGUCCAAGGAGAGAAAAUCCGCCGAGAGCGGCCAGCCCAGCAGGAAAAGAGAGCCCGGCCAGUCCCCGAGAGGCCCCGGGCCCUCACAGACAAACUCAAAUGGGAACAGCGGGGACGGCGAGGCCCGGUGCAGCGGGGGAAAACAGCUGGAGCCAGAGCAGAGCAGGACCCGGCCCCGGGAGCUGGAAAGGGGCCAGGCAGAGAUCGGCGCCGGCCACCCCAACAAGAACACCAGCAGCGGCAGCACAGCAGGGAGGAAGGCCACGGUCUCUCCCGGGCCCUGGAAGAUCCCCGGCUCAGACAAGCUGCCCAGCACGCUGCGCUCCAGCACGUCCACCCUGAGCAGAUAACACCCCGGCCCCCCACCCCCACCGUGGCGGUCCGGGCCAGGGCCAGCCCGGAAUACACCACCACACCCAUAUGGACUACAGUGCACCCCCCCAUCCCAUCUGAACCCGCAGCCAGCGCCCCCACCUGGCCCCUUUUCCCCCCUCUUCCCUCUCCCACUGCCCUCAGAAGCAAGACCGGGGGCGGUUUGAAUCUGGAUCGUGUUGUUUUUAGAGGACCUUUCUUCGUUUUUAUUUAUAAAGCUGUACUCUAAAUUAUUUUGAGAAAUAUUUUACACCCACCACCUUAAAAACUGGAGGAUCAUCCACUUCUGAAAAUCAAAAAGAAAGAAGGAACCAAGCAAUGUGUGUGUGUGUAUGUGUGUGAGUGAGUGAGUGUGCACGUGCGCAUGUGUGUGUGUGUGUGUUUAUGUUUGUGUGAUGAGUGGCGGGGG